AACGCCAAUAAGACGGGAGCGUGUUUGAUUUUUUAACCGUGGUAAGGUCACGUGAGCGGGGCAGCAGGUUCUCUCCGGGGCAAGAGAGUCAGCUCCUGAGCCCGCAGUGCAGUUUGGGUUGAAGUGAUGAUGCUCGGCUGAUUUGAUAACUCUUGGAUUAUAAAUCGAGGUUGUAUAUGCACCAGCAUGGCACAGUGGGCAUCACACUGUCUCCACCCACGACCCAACAGUCCUAGCUGCUGCAGUGGCAUUGGCCUUUUCACCUGGUGCAACUAAGAGUCAUGUUUUCAAACAGCUGGCAUCAGAACAUGACAAGCUCCACCCACAGCCUUCCAACUGCCAAACAAUCAGUUACAGGAGGUCUUGUAGUCCUGGAGGCCCAGUAUGACUACUCGUACCGUGGCGCGAAUGGGCGAGUUAUCUCCAUACAGGAGGGGGAGCGCUUCCUCUUGCUAAGUAAGACGAACGCUGACUGGUGGCAGGUUCGAAGACUCGGCGUGGGCGUGAAGGCUAAGCCAUUUUUUGUGCCGGCCACCUAUGUCAUCGAGGUGCCAGUCAAUACGUUGCAGUCACCACAUAGCAACAUCCAAACAGCAGGGGCACCUAGCGGCAAGAUGCUGGUGGCUUGUGCGUCACUCAAUCCCUGUUCUCAAAUACAAUACUCAGCACCUACCAAAACAUUAUGCCGUUCCAUGGAGGACCUAAACAAAAAUUUUGCAUUUAAGGACAAACAAAAAGAACGAGGCUCGCCAAGCGGACAUCUCUCCACAAUGCCUCUCUCAUCCUUCUCCACCCUUCCGUCCAGUGACUUCAUUGCCCCAGGUUGCCUCAUGCAUCGUAGCAGGAGCUCCAGUAACUUGCCACAGAACCCAUACACGGAAAUUCACAUCACCAGGCCAAACCCAUCCAUCGUCACAAAGUCCUUCAGCCAGUGGGAUGUGGCAAGCACCACAAUCAAGCACACAGAUGGAACCAUCAAGAACAACUGCUCCCCAAAUUCACUGGAGCAGAGACGUAAGCAGUGGUCUGAACCCCCUAAUCCACAGCCAUUCCAGAAGCCUUUGCAGGUGCUGCAGUUGUGGGAACAAUAUAAAGACCCUGCUACAGGCCGGUUUUACUAUGUCAACACUGUUACGAAGGAGCGCUCAUGGAAGCCACCACGUAAAGCUCGCCAAAGUGAUCAUACCAAAAAUAUGGCCAGUGUUAUGCAGGUUGGGACUUUCCCACAUGACUCCAGCCACCUGUUACUUCCUUUACAGAACUCAGGAAGUAAUGCAUUCUACAAGUUCUGCCCUGACUUUACCUACGUUCCCCAGGAUGCAAAUGCUCGACAGCUGAGUCAGACCAUGCAGUGUGCAGCAUCAUCAGACUCACUCAAUUCCAGCUCCUACAGCAAUGCUGAUACCCAGAGACGAGACUCUGCAAUUACAGUGAAAAAAGAGCACAUCAACUACUCCUACCCCAUGAUACUUCCUCUACAGAAAGACAGGAUCUCUUCAAAUGGCAAGUCAGAGUACCAAGUGGUUGUUGAGUCACCUUUGUCUGAAAGCUCUCCGGAUAGUGAUGGAGUGACCCCGGAGCUUGAAAAAGCAGGUCUGCUUAAUAAAACCAAGAUAGCCGAGGGAGGCAGAAAGCUACGGAAAAACUGGAACCUGUCCUGGGUGGUGUUGGUGGGGAACAGUCUUAUGUUCUUCAAAGAUCCUAAAACUCAAAAUUCUGACAGCUGGAAACCGGGUAACAGUUGCCCAGAGAGUAGUGUAGAUCUAAGAGGAGCUCAGCUGCAAUGGGCCAAUGAACUGUCCAGCAAGAAGAAUGUCUUUAAGUUGAGGACGGUUACUGGGAACGAGUUUCUACUCCAAUCAGACACUGAUGGUCUGAUCAGAGAGUGGUACAUCACCAUACAGAAAGUCAUUGACAGACUUGAUAAAGAGAAUCCUCUGGAUAAUGUGUUGAUGUAUUCAUUAAGGAGAGCCGGUUCCCUGGAUAUGCUGGAUCAGAGUGGAGAUGAGGAUGAGAAUCGUACAGGACACAAAUCCAUACUUCCUCGAUCUAUCUCUAAUCUGGAGACUUCAGAGCGAAAACGAGUAAAGAGUCGUUUAAAAAAGCUUAUUUUGAGGAGACCUCCACUGCAGGCACUACAGGAGAAAGGCCUAAUCAAAGAUCAGGUGUUUGGCUGUAGUUUGGAGUUGCUGUGCGAAAGAGAGCGGACUACAGUGCCACGCUUUGUUAAAAACUGUACAGAAACAGUUGAAAAGAAAGGUUUGGAGACAGAUGGCAUCUACAGAGUCAGUGGAAAUCUGGCAAUAAUUCAAAAACUACGUUUUGCUGUCAAUCAUGAGCGAGCAGUUUCUACAGAUGGACGUUUUCUCUUCCCAGAGGAAUUAGUUCCAGUGGACCAUGUGGACCUGGAGGACCCGCAGUGGGAGGAUAUUCAUGUAAUAACAGGGGCCCUGAAACUCUUCUUUAGAGAGCUGCCUGAACCACUUGUACCUUACAGACUCUUUCAGGACAUCGUCGAGACUGUCAAAAUGUCUGACUACUCAGAAAAGGUAGAACGGAUGAAAUUGCUUGUCAGCAGCAUGUCAACCUCAAACCGCAAUACCAUGAGACACAUGUUCCGUCACCUUAAGCGGGUGAUGGAGCACUCAGAUAGUAAUCGUAUGACAACGCAGAACAUUGGGAUCGUCUUCGGGCCAACUCUGAUGCGCCCGGAGAGCGAGUGCGGAAACAUGGCCAUUAACAUGGUUUAUCAAAACCAGGCAGUCGAACUCAUCCUCACUGAAUACGAGCAGAUCUUUGGACCCGAUCCACCCGGAUUUCUCUGACAUUGCUGUGGAAGCAGUACAGCGGUGGUAUCUGCUCCCAGUGAAUCUGGAAUCUGAAAGCUAAAUAUGAUCCAUGCAAUUGGUCAUUAAACUGCAGUGAGGCCAAAAAUGUUAUCCAUCCUGCUUGAUGGAUAAGAGAUGGAUGAAUGGUUGAAUGGAAUUGCUUAAACAACAAUUAGCCAACCAUGCUCUAGCGGGUACAAAGACAGAAAGAGAAAAAAACACGAAGUGUUUUUUCAAAUUGUGUUAAGAUGCUUAUUUUAUGUCCAUGUGCGUGUUUGUGUGUAUGACUGUGUGUUUGUUGGUGGGUGGGUGGAUGAUGUCUUCUCACAAGUGUUUUUCAUUGUGUUGGUUUCAGGGUAUUUGGUAAAACCACACAGAGCUUCUCAACAGAACCCAAACUAAAUUCUAUAAAAGAAAAUCAGCAAGUCACCCAAUAAGCCUAAACAUGAGCACAGUUCAAAAGUCUAACACUUUAUUCAACUGAGAUUGAGCCAUUUAGUCACUUUUUAAUAGCGACAUAUAAAGGGUUCAGUCCAAAAUGCUGUGAAAUCCACUUUUUUACUGUUCCAGCAGUAUGGUUUUGGUGUGUGCAUGUGUGUGCCUGUACCGUGUGUGUGUGUGUUUUGCGUGACGGAUAGAAGUGCAGAAGUAUGUUCUGUAUUUUGCUCGUUGAUUGCGUGGAGCUCUUUGCCACUAUUGCUCCAAAAUCUCUGCUUUUAAUAACAGAACAAAAGAAGAGCUAAAAAUGCAUUAUGUUUAAAAAAUGUGGAGUUUUUCCCCCCCAGCACCAGGGCUUUGGUAAUUUUAUAUUGACUGUGGCUUGGCAGGAGACAAGAAGAAGUGAGAGAAGCAAAAGAACACAGAAAGCAUAUGGAUUUUAAUGUCAGAGUUUAUAUAUUUAUUUGUUUUUGUUUUAUUGCAGUAGGUGGCAUGGGGGUUAAAAGAGGUCAUUGAAGCACUGAAGGAAAGGGCUGAAGUCCCAGACAUUUUUGAAGUAUAUAGAAAUGUUAGGAACUGCUGUUGUUCUGUUCAUACUGAUGUAAUUUAUCUGUUUAUUUAUGUGCCACUGAUAAUUUAGUAAUCUGUUUAGUAACCUGAAAAAACAAACCCGAGGCAUUCCAACUCAUCGAGGGCUUGGUAAUGAACUGAUCAAUUGGAUGAUAUGCUUUUUUUUUCUAAAGAAAACGGGGCAGAAUUUACCGCUAUAGACUCUGAGGAACUGUAAUACACAAGUUAAUGCUUAUUAUAGCUUAUUGUGAUUCAUAUACUGCACUAGUUUGUGGUUUUAUACAGAAGAUUUGUGAAAUUGUUUCAGUUCCUACUCUUUUACAUUGAGUUCUU
Trichomycterus rosablanca is the source of this 4169-nucleotide messenger RNA. RefSeq names its product Rho GTPase activating protein 9 (gene arhgap9). The record is from RefSeq and is a predicted model, not a curated record. Gene Ontology annotation, cellular component: cytoplasm. Bases 282 to 2825 code for a protein of 847 amino acids. The transcript has 20 exons. Gene Ontology annotation, molecular function: phospholipid binding; protein binding. Gene Ontology annotation, biological process: signal transduction; regulation of GTPase activity. NCBI's taxonomy places the organism in Eukaryota, Metazoa, Chordata, Actinopteri, Siluriformes, Trichomycteridae.